CUGAGCCCUACUCAUGGGAAGGGGAAAGAGCAGAUAUCCGGAGCCUAGUGGCCCUAAAUCUAAUUUAUCAUCGUCUCUCUCAACGCAUAAGUAGUAUUUUUUACUUUCUUCGAAACAGAACCUAGUUGAGUUUGCUUCCUGUUUGUGAAUUUUAUUACUCUGCUUCGGUUUAGUACGUUACUUUCCCCGGUGUGUUGAAAAUCUCAUUCUGUGCGUUCUUUGGGAGAAUCUAGGGAGUUUUUACACAGGCUCCAACUUGCAGAAUUCUCAACGAGGAAUUAUUCAGCAGGAAGUCAAUAGGUCUCACACACAACACUUUUGUUUAUGAAGUAGGCGUAAAAGAAAGAGUUUGGGUUGCUGACUGCUGUAAACAGUACUGAUGCAUAGUUUUUUAUCCAACCUAAUUUUUCAUGGAUAAUCUCCAGAAUAUCUUCUAUUUCCUAGCAUGAGCAUUUGUCUACAAAUGCAAUCCUGUGCUUUACUUUUAAAUUCUACUUUGUUGAAGCUUCACAGGUCGUCAGAUCUGUGGAUGAGCUCCAAUUAAGGCAUGGAGACACAUAUUGUCUUCCCAACCAUGCAUGGCGUCUUUUCUCCCUCUUCUCGUCUAACCUUUACGAAGUGCGAAAUAUCUGAAUCCAGAUGCAAGCAUAGAAGAUUUCUAAAAGCUGCUAAAACUUUGAAUUUGACGAUUCUGAAGCACUCAAGUGUGACUGAGGAAAUUUCUCGUGAAAAUUACAACAUUUUGAUCCGUAAGCAUUGCAAAGAAGGAAAUGUUGAUAAGUGCAUGGAGUUACUUGCUCAAAUGGAAUCUCUAGGGUUUCAUCCAAAUGCUACGUCUUAUAAUAUUUUGAUCGAGUCUCUAGGAGAUGUAGGUCGCACUCUCGAAGCUGAUUCAAUUUUCCAAGAGAUGAAAAAAUCUGGAUUUGAGCCUAAAGUUAGGGCGUACAAUGUCCUUCUUAGAGGAUUUCUUCGGAAGGGGCUUUUAGGACUUGCGUAUAAUGUGCUCAACGAAAUGUAUCAAACAAACAUAGCUAGGAAUCAAGAAACUUUUGAACUUCUUCUUGAAUAUUAUGUUGGUGCUAGAAGACUGGAAGACACUUGGUUUGUAAUCGCUGAAAUGAAGGCAGAGGGGUUCAGUUUGAACUCCCAUAUAUAUAGCAAAGUUAUUGGUCUUUAUAGGGAUAAUGGGUUGUGGAGGAAAGCGUUAGAACUCAUGAGAGAAAUGACAGAGACGAAAAUUCCACUUGAUAGACGGGUUUACAACAGUAUUAUUGAUACAUUUGGGAAGUAUGGUGAGUUAAAUGAAGCAGUAACAAUGUUUAGGAACAUGCAAAGGGAAGGCAUUAAACCCGACAUCGUGACAUAUAAUUCCUUAAUUCGAUGGCAUUGUAAAAGUGGGAAUGUCGAAAUGGCUCUAGAAUUUUUCACUCAGAUGCAAGAAGAAGGAUUAUAUCCUGAUCCUAAGAUUUUCGUUGCAAUUAUUAGCCGCUUAGGGGAAGAAGGGAAGUGGGAUUUGAUUAAGAAGAACUUUGAGAAUAUGAAGCAUAGAGGACUUUGGAGAAGUGGAGCAAUUUAUGCUGUUCUGGUUGAUAUCUAUGGGCAAUACGGUAGAUUUCAGAAUGCUGAAGAGUGUGUGCUGGCUUUGAAGUCUGAAGGAGUACAGCUUUCAGCGAACAUGUUUUGUGCAUUAGCAAAUGCUUACGCUCAACAGGGAUUAUGCGAACAAACUGUGAAGGUUCUUCAGCUCAUGGAAACUGAAGGAAUUGAACCAAACCUCAUAAUGCUGAACCUGUUGAUAAACGCAUUUGGUAUUGCUGGGAGACAUUUGGAGGCACUAUCAAUUUUUCAUCACAUAAAAGAAAUUGGCAUUAGUCCUGAUGUGGUUACCUACAGCACGCUUAUGAAAGCUUUUAUUAGGGCAAAAAAGUUUGACCAGGUUUUGGGAAUUUAUGAGGAAAUGCAAUCUGCUGGAUGCACUCCCGAUAGAAAGGCAAGAGAAUUGUUGCAGACAGCUUCGGGGGUCCUUGAAAAAAGACAAGGCCGUGGCUCUAAAUCGUAACACAGCAGACACACAAAACUCUUGCUAGCCUUAUGAAGGAGGAUUAUCUCACAAAAGUGGAGGAAAUCACUGAAUUUAGGCAAACUAAUUACAAGUGAGAACCUGCGUAGAUACCUUGCUUGUAAUGGUGAAAUCUUGUCUUUUAACCAUCCUAUUGGUCACCCAGACGGAAAAUUUUCUAUCACUGUCAAGGCAAGUAUCAGAUUCAGACAAACCCAUUAGAUUUAGUUUUAAUGCAGAGAAUGAAAUGGGUCUGGUUAAUGGGUUGAACUUUUAAUUUCAUAAUUUUCCAUA
Messenger RNA from Papaver somniferum (opium poppy), 2353 nucleotides. RefSeq names its product pentatricopeptide repeat-containing protein At5g42310, chloroplastic-like. Lineage: Eukaryota; Viridiplantae; Streptophyta; Magnoliopsida; Ranunculales; Papaveraceae. The record is from RefSeq and is a predicted model, not a curated record. The transcript is spliced from 6 exons. The coding region runs from base 548 to 2059 and encodes 503 amino acids. Gene Ontology annotation, molecular function: protein binding.